Messenger RNA from Pleurotus ostreatus (oyster mushroom), 1524 nucleotides. RefSeq lists its product as uncharacterized. NCBI's taxonomy places the organism in Eukaryota, Fungi, Basidiomycota, Agaricomycetes, Agaricales, Pleurotaceae. The transcript is spliced from 10 exons. Bases 1 to 1524 code for a protein of 507 amino acids. Gene Ontology annotation, molecular function: N,N-dimethylaniline monooxygenase activity; flavin adenine dinucleotide binding; NADP binding. The record is from RefSeq and is a predicted model, not a curated record.
AUGGGUGGCCUUACGUUUGCGAUCAAGCUCAAGCAGCAGCUACCUCACGCCCAGUUUACGGGCGCAGCAUCGGAUGUCGGCAUUCAUUUCUACUCGCUCUCCACUGAUCUGAAGCCGGAUUGGAACUACACCCACGCAGGCCAGGCCGAGAUCCAGGAGUACUGGAUCAGUCUGGCGCGAAAGUACGAACUGUACCCCCAUAUUGUUUUCAACACGCGUGUCGUUGGUGCUCGGUGGGAUGCCGCAGAACAGCGCUAUCAAAUCGAGGGAGAGAACGUGGUCACCCAAGCGAAAAUCUCAACGCAUGCCGAAAUUCUUAUCUCUGCACAAGGGAUUCUCGAGACCCCUAACAUACCGCAGAUCCAAGGGCUGUCGAAGUUCAAGGGAGACCUCUUCCAUUCGGCGCGUUGGAGGGAAGACAUCCCUCUGGAGGGCAAGAGAGUCGGCGUUAUCGGGAACGGGGCCUCUGCCACGCAGUUUAUCCCACACAUCGCUGAGCAGCCGCGCGUUGAAGUCACCCAGUUUUGUCGCACUGCCAAGUGGAUCAUACCUCCGGUUCGCGAGCCAUAUUCCCCUCUAUGGAAGUGGUGCUUCACCCAUAUGCCACUGCUGCUGCCGCUGUACAGACUGAUGUGGUUCAUGAAAUAUGGUGGUUUGUACAUGACUUUCUCCAAUUCCCUAGUUCAUUGGCUCGUUACAAAGUGGAGUACACAUUACAUGCUAUCCACGGCUCCUAAACAAUACCACAGGCAUAUCAUUCCUAAAUACCCUUUGGGCUGUAAGCGUAUCCUCUUCAAUAACUUCGGGUAUUUGGAGUCUCUGCACAAGCCGAACGUUCAACUGAUCUACGACGGACUGACUGAGAUCGUGGAAGAUGGCGUGUUGAUGGAAGGCGGCGAUAAGAUCCCUUUAGACGUCAUCAUUCUGGCCACUGGCUUCGUUGCUGAUCAGUAUGCUAUUAACAUUUGCGGCGUCAACGGACAGACUGUUCAAGAGUAUUACGACCAACACGGAGCUCCCAGAGCAUACAUCGGGACGACAUUACCUGGCUUCCCGAACUUCUACAUGCUUGCUGGGCCGAACACAACUACGGGCCAUACAUCGGUGCUUUACGCAGAGGAAUUGCAGGUCAAUUAUUGCCUCGCGUUGAUUGCUCCUGUCCUUUCCGGCAACGCCACCUCGUUCGAGGUCACUCCAGACGCCACGAAUGCCUACAACGAGAAGAUCCAAGCACGGCUGUCUCGGUCGGUGUUCCUCCACUGCAAUUCUUGGUACCGCAAAGGCGGCGACGGGAUCAUCAGCAGCAUCUUCCCGGGUUCGCAGACCCGGCAGUGGUGGUGGCUCCGGGCGCCUGUAUGGAAACAUUACAGAGUCACGAUCGCCGCGAAGUCUCGAGGCCGCGAGGUUAUGCGAGGAGAUGUUUGGAGGCACGGGCAGCGGCGUGGUGCGACAGCCAGUGUCGUGUUCGGUGCUCUUGCGCUGGGAUUGGCCCUUGCUGGGGUCUACUUCACCGGACGCAUGUAG